Adelges cooleyi (spruce gall adelgid) is the source of this 2666-nucleotide messenger RNA. RefSeq names its product polypeptide N-acetylgalactosaminyltransferase 2-like. Gene Ontology annotation, cellular component: Golgi apparatus. Bases 265 to 2013 code for a protein of 582 amino acids. NCBI's taxonomy places the organism in Eukaryota, Metazoa, Arthropoda, Insecta, Hemiptera, Adelgidae. The transcript has 12 exons. The record is from RefSeq and is a predicted model, not a curated record.
GCACGAGUCGCCGACAGUCAACGUUUGGCACCGCUCGGUGUAGCACGUUUGAACGGUUGUCGUGUUUCGUUUUGGGAUUUUGGCGUGCACUCGCGCACACGCACAUUACUCGACUUUCGAAAAAAAAACCCUAUAUUUUACCACCGUCGUCACCGGAUAAUAUUAUCUAUUCGUUAAGGGACGAGCGCCGCUAAUGACUUGCUAACGACAAGAGCCGUUUUGGUCGGAUAACGCCGUUGUACACGGUACACACCAAAAUCAGCUAUGAGGGCCGGAAAUAUGCGAAGGAACGCCAAGCUGCUAUUGAUUUUGUUCGCUUCGUGGAUGUUUGUGGUGGUGUACUUUGUUCAGUCCGGCGCCAGAGACCCCAAGCAAGAUGAAAACAGAGCGUUACGGUUGAAAACCGAUCGUUACGCAUUAACGGUGGACGAUGACCAGUCAACCAGCAGCAAGCACGUUGAGAGUUCGCCACCGAGUUCCCUGACCAAUGACCAGGAUAUCCGAUACACCUCGAGGUCGACGAUAAGUAAUUACUUGGACGAAGCAGCCUACGUGGCCGGAGGUCAUCUCAGACAAGGCGAGGAUCCGUACUCAAGGAACAAAUUCAAUCAGCUGGCUAGCGAUAGCUUGCGUAGCAAUCGGCCAGUUCCGGAUACCAGGAACAGCAAAUGUAUAGACAAGAAGUACCGUCCCGAUUUACCCGAGACUAGUGUGAUAAUAACGUUCCAUAAUGAAGCAAGAUCUGCACUUUUGAGAACUGUAGUCAGCGUUUUAAACAGAAGUCCUGAACAUUUAAUCAAAGAAAUAAUUUUGGUGGAUGACUUCAGCCAAAACAGUACCGAUGGUGAAGAACUGGCGAAAAUACAAAAAGUGAAGCUUAUACGAAACGAAAAAAGAGAAGGGUUAAUGAGGUCUAGAGUUCGGGGAGCAGACAUGGCCACUGCGCCAGUAUUAACAUUUUUGGACAGUCACGUCGAGUGCAAUGUGAAUUGGCUAGAACCACUUUUGGACCGUGUGACUGAGGACCCGACCAGAGUUGUUUGUCCGAUUAUUGACGUGAUCAACAUGGACGACUUCCAAUACAUUGGCGCGUCGUCUGAACUCAGAGGCGGAUUCGAUUGGAAUCUAGUGUUCAAAUGGGAAUACCUAUCGAAAGACGUUAGGGCCCAAAGGAUAAUGGACCCCACUUUGCCCAUAAGAACUCCUAUGAUAGCCGGCGGAUUGUUCGUAAUGGAUCGCAAUUAUUUCAUAAAACUCGGAAAAUAUGACAUGGAAAUGAAUAUUUGGGGAGGCGAAAACUUAGAAAUAUCGUUCAGAGUGUGGCAAUGUGGCGGUAGCUUGGAAAUCAUACCUUGCUCUCGGGUCGGACAUGUGUUCCGAAAACGACAUCCCUACACGUUUCCAGGUGGCAGCGGCAACGUGUUCGCCCACAACACUCGAAGGGCCGCCGAAGUUUGGAUGGAUCGCUAUAAAAUAUAUUAUUACAACGCAGUGCCUAUGUCCAGGACCGUAGCAUUUGGAAACAUAGCAGAUCGGCUUGCUUUGAAAAAGAAUCUCGGCUGCAAACCAUUUAAGUGGUACUUGCAGAACGUUUACCCGGAGUUGAAAGUGCCGACCACCGUGGAUUUGUACGUUGGUAGCCUGAGACAGGGCAACUGGUGUUUGGAUACUUUGGAAAACCAAAUCGGCAAGACGGCAGGUCUCUAUCCGUGUCACGACUACGGCGGCAAUCAGGAAUGGACGCUGACUGUGUCUGGUUCGAUCAAGCACGACAGCACGUGCCUGUCUCCGAUAGACUACUCUGCUUUGAGUCUGAUACUGAUGAAACCCUGCGAUUCAUCUACCGACGAAUGGAAGUACGACGAAAAUACCAAACAAUUGAGACUAAAAGCUGUCAACCUGUGUUUGGACACUUUGGGAGUACACGACAUGAUGAGCGUUAACGUGUGCGACAGUAUGAAUUUAAAUCAGAAAUGGGACUACUUGAUUGCGAGUGGAAUCGAAAACGCAUAGUUUGAGCAUAGCGAUACAAUAUGCAUUUAUUAAAAAAACAAACAAACAAUUGCGAUGUAAAAAAUAACGGUAGGGCUAACCACGACGCGUCGGUGGCCUAAUGCCUAAUGGAUAUUCGGGAAUCAAAAAUAUAAUCUACUUAAAACUAAUUUAAGGAUUCAGGCGUGGGGGCUACUUAGCGACAUCAAAUAGUGGCAUUGUUUGUAGCUCGUGAUCGUCUUGGAAUUUUAAAACAAUGGGUUUUUUUUAUUUCCACCGGAAAAGAACAAAAAUUAUGAUUGCGUACAAAUUCUUACCUCACACAACUAUUAAAAUAUAUAGGUCGUCCGCUCUUGUUUUUAGUAUAAAGACAAUUCUUGAAAUAACAAACAAAUAUUCCUUAAACGAUCCUGUGCUGUACUUAACAGAUAACACAACAAUUGUUGUUUGUUAUCAUUAUUAAUUAUAAUAGGAAUCUUUUUUUGAACAAUAUUAAACAAAAUAUACCUUUAUAGCUGUAUUUAAGGUAUGUGUAUUAAAACUCCUUUUUAUACUUACAAUUAUUUUUUUCUUGUUUUAAGUUUUUCUAAGAUAUUGUUUAAUGGUAAAAUAUAUAGUUAAGAAGUAAUUAAUUAUAAGGCUGUGAUUUAUAUCUUACCAUGUUUAAUAAUAUU